CAAAGUUGAAUAUCUUCAAACCCAGCAUAGUGGGCUUCAAAACAUUGAUGACCCAAUCAACCAUUCACCACACUGGCCCAAAAAAAAAUCCAUUCACCACACUAGAGAAGGGGAGAGAUAGAGAGAGAAUGGCUGCGAUACACAGAGCGAUUCGGAGCAUCCAAACAGGCGUCGAGUGUCCUCGCCUUUCCAGAUUUUCUCUUCAUGCUCCUAAGAGUGCGGAGGUGGAAUUUUCCAAUGGUAACGUGUAUAAUUUGUCUGCUGAGUUUUUAAGAACACACAGCCCGGCUGCUGACAGCAAAGCUAGAUCAGUUGGAGGUGAAAAGGUGAUAUUUGGGCGGCGUCAUGUGGGGAUCAUGUCUGCAGAACCCAUAGGGAACUAUGGGGUAAGGAUACUUUUUGAUGACUUGCAUAAAACUGGGAUCUAUACCUGGGAUUAUUUGUAUCAUCUUGGGAGCAACAAGUUCACCCUCAUGAGAAAUUAUAUUAGAACUCUGAAGAAACAUGGACUCACACGGGAUCCACCCAGAAGAAAAUGAUGAAAGAAUGUUUUAUUUCAUCAUAUUCUUUCAAUUACUUCAAGUGGCACAGUCUGACUUACACGAAGGAUACGUGGGUGGGAAGCAUAGUGAAUUUUCUCUCUCCUAACAACAUAUGCGACAUGUCUGAACUAAAGAUGCAGCAAUGCAAAUUGCACGAGCUGUUGUUUAAGCUGGCAUCUGUGUGGCCAUGGAUGUACUUCAUUAUCACAGCACUUGUCUGCUGUCUCCUGUUUGGUUUUUCAGUCUUUUUCAGUUUUCAUUCAAUCUCAGUAUGAUAUACCCAACUCAGGAAGAUGGUUUAGGCGAUAAAUUUGUCCAAUUUUGUGUUGAAAAAUUGUCCAAUCGUAACCCGUUAAUUUUGUCUACUGCUGUGUCAUGUUAGAAAUUCUCAGCCUUACUUCUGAUAGGGUUCUUGUUGAGAUACUAGCACUGGGGUGAAGUACUUGGACGCCAUAUGAUACACGUUUAGCAGUAGGGUCUGUGUGGCACAUGAUUCGAUUGGUUAUGUGAUGUAGCAACAACAGGUUGUUCAGCCUUUUACA
This is a messenger RNA of Camellia sinensis, 1084 nucleotides long. RefSeq names its product Myb domain protein. NCBI's taxonomy places the organism in Eukaryota, Viridiplantae, Streptophyta, Magnoliopsida, Ericales, Theaceae. The record is from RefSeq and is a predicted model, not a curated record.